CAGAUGUUGUCUUCAAAAUGUUCUCGCAAUAAGAUCUGCAGCCACCCCCUCCUGCAGCUUGAGAUACUGACAGGCUGGAGUCAGACAUUUCAAUCGCCCAAUAGUUGGGUAGAAUGUUCUGAGCAUGAUGUUCGAAUCAGAUCUUCUCGCUGAGCGCGUUGAUCAGAUCUCGUUGAUCAGCCACCAGAGAUUCAAGGUCAUUACUUCCAUUCUGUUUAGUAUUGCCCUCGUCUCUGUAGCUUGCCGUGUGGUGCUUAAGCUUCAUCACAAGCGUUGCUUCCGCCUCGAUGACUACAUCCUUUUCUUCGGUACUGGCUGUCUUAUCGCGGCAUUUGGAAUGCUCAACAACAACAUCAGUGCCUUCUACAUUGGUCCUGCGAUUCAAGUCGACCCCAGCCUGAUAUUCGUGGUUCCUCAUGGCGUACUAUUGGGAUUGAGACCGGCAAUGUCCAUCAUGUACGCGAUCCUUACGCUCCUAUGGACAGCAACUUUCAGCGUCAAAUUUUCGUUCCUCGCCUUCUUCUACGACAUAGUCAAGUCUCUGCGGACGAUCAAACACUACUACUUUGCCACUGUCGGAUUGACGUUUUUCUCAUACGUGCUCGUGGUUAUCAGCCCCUUCAUUGUCUGCCCGCAGUUCAGCAUGUCGACAGGUAAGGGCAUCCCAUUGCAUCUACCUCAUUCAAAUCUGAUCAACCCCCUAGCGACCUGCCUCGUCAACCCCAACACGAAGCUGCUGGCAGCUCUCACCUACACGGGCACUGCGAUGGACUGCAUCACCGAUCUCAUGAUCGCCUCGAUCCCAAUAAUAAUCCUCCACCAAAUCCGAAUCUUGUCCUGCCAAAAGCUGGCUGUUGGCUUCACAAGUCUUACGCUGAUCAUGAUUCCCGUCUCCGUCGCGCGGAGUACUAGGAUCCAGGGUCCCGCUGGUGCCCCGGAGGACGUUUCCUGGAUGAUGUUUUGGGUGUAUUGCGAAAGUGCGGUGGCGGUUCUUUUGAUAUCCCUCACUGCGCUGCGGACGUUCUUCAAUCAGAAAAGAGAAGAAGAGAACCGAAGACAGAGAUGGAGGCAAUUUCCGAUAUGUGGUGAGCGAAGCGAUUGUAUCAAGAAGCCACAGAGAUCCCUAUUCCGGGUGAGCACUCUUACGAUACCGAAGCGGUGCAGUAAAGGUGCACCGCCUCUGCCAUCUGUAUUGCCACCAAUUCCCACAGCGACUUUACAUGGCUUGUGGGCGUACCUGAAGGAAGGUGAUGCCGUUGAUAAGGAGUUCAGAGUGGAAGGUGGCAUACCUACGAGUCCCGCGACCGUAUGUAGCGAGAGGACGAUGCGUGAAUUCACUUCUGCAUGCGCUUGCGAAAAAUCUCUGGAAUGUAUUAUAUGAUUCUAUGAAGUAAAGAACAUAUAGUACUAUACUCUACAUAGCACGUAUACAUAUUUAUUAUAGCAAC
Molecule: messenger RNA, 1448 nt
Organism: Aaosphaeria arxii CBS 175.79
Lineage: Eukaryota; Fungi; Ascomycota; Dothideomycetes; Pleosporales
Exons: 2
Coding region: 125-1381 (418 amino acids)
Source: RefSeq, a predicted model, not a curated record